GCUCUGUGCCUCGGGUCCCCAAACCCCGACGUUAGCGCUCCGCUCUCCUCCCUGCUGUGCGGAUCUCCAGUCUGAAGAACAAGUGUCAACUCCUUUGUCUCUCUUUUGGAAAACCUGGUCGGCGUCCUGGGACUGCCUGUCCCGGUGGAAGGUGCCUUCUCCGGGGGGCAGCCCGGGAGCCGCCGAGAGGACAAUGGACCCUGGAUCGCGCCCCGCGGGCAGCCCCGCCGGGCUCUCCCGGGAGUACAAGCUCGUGAUGCUGGGGGCCGGCGGCGUGGGCAAGAGCGCCAUGACCAUGCAGUUCAUCAGCCACCGAUUCCCAGAAGACCACGACCCCACCAUCGAAGAUGCUUAUAAAAUCCGGAUCCGGAUUGAUGAUGAGCCUGCCAACCUGGAUAUUUUGGAUACGGCUGGACAGGCAGAGUUUACAGCCAUGCGAGAUCAGUAUAUGAGGGCAGGAGAAGGGUUUAUCAUCUGUUACUCUAUCACCGAUCGUCGAAGUUUUCAUGAAGUGCGGGAAUUUAAACAGCUUAUUUAUCGAGUUCGACGUACUGAUGAUACACCUGUGGUUCUUGUAGGAAACAAGUCUGAUCUAAAGCAGCUAAGACAGGUCACUAAAGAAGAAGGAUUGGCUUUGGCCCGAGAAUUCAGCUGUCCCUUCUUUGAGACAUCUGCUGCAUACCGCUACUACAUUGACGAUGUGUUCCAUGCCCUUGUCCGGGAGAUACGUAGGAAAGAAAAGGAGGCAGUACUGGCCAUGGAGAAAAAAUCUAAACCCAAAAACAGUGUAUGGAAGAGGCUAAAAUCACCAUUCCGGAAGAAGAAAGAUUCAGUCACUUGAAGUUGUAAAGUGUUUACGUGUGAACUGCAGUGCUUAAUCAAAGCAGUCCAGUAACCUGCAUUAGUGAGCAUGGUGCUUGCUCUUUCUCCUGUUAUGACCGUUAUUUUUAAAGUAACUGAUGAAGGGGACAUGCCUACUAGGAGUUUUCAAUGAUGUGGUAUUUAAUAUAUUGUCUCUUAGCUAAUUCUGAUUUAUUAACCCAGUGGAGCACUUUCUGCUUUUAAAUUGUCACAUUAGAAUUUGAUCUACCAUAGUUGGGUUCUGUUGCUGAUUAAUUAAUUAAUGUAAAUUGUUUAUAUCCAGGGGAAUAUGUAUACCAAGUGUGUUUGACUAAGCUCAUAAGAGGAAUGUUUUGCCAUGCACUACUCCACAUUACCUUUUCCGUUUCCUGGGACUGUCCCAGAGAAGGACCUCCGUCUUUUCUGUUCACACUGUGCUUCCUGGAAACAACAAAAAUCAUAUAGGGAAACCAGUGCUAAAGAGAUAGGUGCUGAAGUUCAGCAAAUAGCUGUGGAACUGACUCCUGUUGCAGAUUGUGGAGUGAUGAGAUUUGGGGAAGUAGGCCAUAUAUUUACAGGAACUGGCUAGAAAAACAGUUGGGUCAGAACAGUGUUCCUAGUAUGCACCUGGCUUUUCUAAGAAAUGUACUAGGAUGGUUGAGAACAAACAAGCAUAUAAAAUGCAAUGAAGGGUUCUCCUAUGAGGUUAUUUUACUCUUUCUUUCAGGGUUCAGACUUUCCUUUACCUUCAAAGGUAAACACUUAGGGAACCAUUACUGGAUUCCAAACUCAUUUAAUUUAAAUCCUUAGUUGGGAUAGCCAUUGCCUUGUAGAGGUUUAUUUUUCCCCCAGAGCUGCACUUGACUAUACAUUUACAGUAAUUGUUCCCUAGUGCUUUCCCCUAGCAUCCCUGUGCUCUUUUUUUUUUUUUUCUUGUGGCACGUUUAUUUAUCUUAAAAGCUGUAUUUUGUGUUACUGUUUUCCUGGAACACACAGUGUGGUAGACAUGGCUACAUACAGUGUCUUUAGAGAUAAUAGCAUAGGAAAAAUGGUUUACUCGGUUCUCAGUUGUUAGUGUUUGCUGAACAUCCAGGGCCUAGAGAGCAGUGACCAAGGGCAUUUUAUUUUGAACGUCAGCCUUGUUUUAUGUGUGAAGUGGUAGUAUUCCUGAGUACCUGGACCAGAUUGUAAGUGUACUGAGGAGAUCUGUGGUCAAGAUCAAUGGUCUUCAAACUUUUUUGUUGUUGUUGUUUUGUUACUUAGAUUCCACAUAUGAGUGCGAUCGUGUGAUACUUGUCUUUCUCUGACUGACUUAUUUCACUUAACAUGAUACUCUCCAGGUCCCUCCAUGCUAUCUCAAAGGGUAAGAGAUUCUUCUUUUUUAUUGCUGCAUAGUAUUCCAUGGUAUAAAUGUACCACAGCUUUUUUAUCCACUCAUCUGCUAAUGGGCACUUGGGCUGUUUCCAGAUCUUAGCUAUUUAUAAAUUGGGCUGUUUCCAGAUCUUAGCUAUUGUAAAUUGAACAUAGGGGUGCAUACGUUCUUUCUGAUUGGUGCUUUGGGUUUCUUAGGGUAUAUUCCUAGAAGAGUGAUCACUGUGUUAAAUGGCAGUUCCAUAUUUAAUUUUUUGAGGAAACUCCAUACUGUUUUUCAUAAUGGUUACACCAGUCUGCAUUCCCACCAGCAGUGUAUGAGGGUUCCCUUUUCUCCACAUCCUCGCCAGCACUUGUCAUUUGUUGAUUUGAUGAUAGCCAUUCUGACAGGCGUUGAAAUGGUACCUCAUUGUCGUUUUGAUUUGCAUCUCUCAGAUGAGUAGUGACUUUGAGCAUUUUUUCAUAUGUAUCUUGGCCUUCUGUAUGUCCUCUUUGGAGAAGUGUCUAUUUAGAUUCUUUGCCUAAUUUUUUUUUUUCUUUAAUUGUAGACUCUUGUCCUUCAAAUUCAGUUUGCAUAUAUUCCAUCUUUAAGGGAAGUUUUUGCUAAGCUCAUCAAAGAUAGUGCAUUUCUUGGAUUCAUGCCGUGUUUGCUUCCAGUUUUUGAUUGCUCAGUUGGUGGAGUAGGAAUGUCUUUCUUUUGUGGCUCAAGAGCAUCGCGUAUAUGGAUCUUCUCUUCACUAACCUUUGUUCUCACAAAUUUGGCAAAGCUCAUUUGUGUAACUCUUGCGCAAAGCUCCUGAAACUGAUCCGAUGAAUUCUUUCUGUCCAUUCUCGCUUCUCGUAGCUCCUCUCGAACUGCACUCAUCUCACUGAUAAGUGUGUUGAUUCCAACUUCUAGCCUCCUAAGCAGUUGUCUGUCUGAAGCAGCGAAGCCUUCUUCAGGAGCACAACCCAUUAGAGAUUGAGGAGGUCUCACACUCACUAUUGCUUCAACCUGGCUGGCAUCAGCAGUGUCAAGAGUCGAGCCUAUAGAAGAGGUUGGACUUGCUGCUCUGGAUUCAGUCUCCUCUUCAUGCUCCAUAAGCUCGAUGAUUGGUUUUUCCUUCCUCUUCCCCUUUGAUGGUCCGACAUUCUUGGAACCUGAGGUUUUAUGCCUUCUUGAGUCUGCCAUGAGGGGUGGUUUGAGUCCUCUUUGCCUAUUUUUUAAAUGGAUUGUUUGUCUUCCUUUGUUAAGUUGUAUGAGUUCCUUAUAUAUUUUGGAUAUUAACCCUUUAUCAGAUAUAUCAUUGCCAAAUAUGUUCUCCCAUACAGUGGGCUCUCUUUUCGUUUUGUUGAUGGUUUCUCUUGCUGUGCAGAAGCUUUUUAUUUUUAUGUAGUCCCAUUUGUUUAUUUUCUCCUUAGUUUCCUUUGCCUUAGGACAUGUAUCUAUAAACCUAUUGCCAUGAGAGACGACGUCUGAGAUUUUGUUGCCUGUGGUUUCUUCUAGGAUUUUUAUGGUUUCACGACUUACGUUUAAGUCCUUUACCCAUUUUGAGCUUAUUCUUGUGUGUGGUGUAAGUUGGUGGUCUAGUUUCAUUUUUUUGCAUGUAUUUGUCCAAUUUUCCCAACAACAUUUAUUGAAGAGACUGUCUUGACUCUACUGUAUGCUCUUGCCUCCUUUGUCAAAUAUUAAUUGAAUAUAAUGGCUUGGGUCAAUUUCUGGGGUCUCUGUUCUGUUCCAUUGAUCUAUAUGUCUGUUCUUGUGCCAUUACCAGGCUGUUUUGAUUACAGUGGCUUUGUAGUAUAACUUGAAAUCUGCUAUUGUGAUUCCUCCAACUUUAUUUUUCUUUCUCAAAAUUGCUGCAGCUAUUUGGGGUCUUUUUUUAUUGUUUAAAGUAUUUUUGGGGUCUUUUUUGAUUCCAUAUAAAUUUUUGGAGUACUUGUUCUAGCUCUGUGAAAUAUGCCGUUGGUAUUUUAAUAGGGAUUGCAUUGAAUCUGUAGAUUACCUUGGGUAUUCCCUGUGCUCUUUAGAAGAGCUAGGCCUGGCAAAAUGUUGUUAGGCCCUUUGUCAGACUGACUGCAUUUUCCAUACAGAGAAGAGACCUCAGGAGUUUGAAUAAAAUUGUGUAUGUGCCUCCUUAACACUGACAAUCACUAGACUUGGUGCUCUGAGAAAGCCUGUGGUAUUGAUGUUUAACGAGCCAGUCUUGAAGCUUUAAAAUCCCCAUACGUUGAGUUUCUUAUUGAAGAUUUCUUUACAAGGACUUCGCAAAGUUCACCUCACAGUUUCUGAGCCUUGACAAAGCUUAGCUUAAGAGAGUACACUUUGAUAAUUUAUUGUCCUGGGAAGAAACAGCUUUAAAUAUUGGUGGAAUUCUCUCUUAGAAUCAGGAUUGUUUUGAUAUCUGAACUGGUUAUGUGUGGAGAUUAAGUGCAUAAAUGCUAAGAGUAAUGUGGCAUAUGUUGAACAUUACCUAUCACUGAAGCAGUGUUCUUGUCCACUUCAAACUCUAAGAACAGGACUUGGUGUGUAGUGCCUCUUAAAAGCACAUAGCUCAACUUACUGUGUCCUUAUUUACAGGCAGAAGGACAGGAUUGUAUUUUUCCUUAUAAUCAAUGCUGUAUGUUCCAAGUUUAAAGAAAAAUAAUAGUUGUAAAUUUUCUAGCCGAGUAGUGGUUCUUUUUGAAACUCCUGGAAAUGUUUUUGCUACCAAAUAAGUUAUGUUUUAUGGUACUCAAGCCAUUCAAAAGUAAAAGACCCAGAAUUCAAAUUAUGCAGGACAAUCUUACAGGAACCAUAGACUGGUUCAUGGAGAGGCAUGAAGGUAGAAAAUAAAUGCAGUACAAUUCUGUUUUAACAGUAUUUCACCAUAUUUAAACUAGCCUAGAGCCUUUUAAGUUUAAUGCCUUAACUCUCAUUACUAAUGACUAGGGAAAUGUUAUGAGCAUCAACCAAGAAGUUGACAGCUAGCUAUAUAAUUAUUUGGGAUAGACAAGAUAGCAGAGAAUAUUGCCAGAAAGAAAGAUAUGUAAUACAGGAGGGAAUUUGAGUUGUAUAUAAGGAAAAUAACAAAUCAGUGUUUCUAAGACUAUCAUUGCCGGGGCUUUCCCCUUCAGGAGCACGCCCACGCCUUUCUUCCCUCGCAGGCGUGCAUCUUGUAAACUCUAACGGUCCCUAUGAGACUUGCAACCAGAGGAGCAAUGGGCAGCUGCAGCUCAUCCCGGGCUGAUCCCCAAACCUGUCUCCAAGGCCCCCUUUUCUCUGACUUUUCGGUAAGUCAACAGCAGCUCCUUUUUGGCUCACUUCGGUCACUGUGACUUUCACUUCCCAGCGAGCCAACAGCAGCCUUGCCUAGGCUUCUACCCUACCUUGUUUCACUGUUCCCAGUUUUAACAAAUGUCCUCUCAAAAUCAAAAUCAAAAAAGACUAUCACUGUUAUAUAUUUGAUUGUUGGAUUAAUUAGCCCAUCAAUUAGUAUUGAGAAUUCUCUUCAUGGUGCUAGUUUAAGGGAUAUAUAUAUAUAUAGUGCAUGUAAUUUAUAAGCUCUGAGUAGUCAGCUUUAUCCAAUUUGAGGGCAUUAAAAUCAAUUACUGCCUGGAACUUCGAAGAGAGAAAAAUUCAGGGACAAGUUGAAAAGCACUGGAACUAUUCGUGCCCUACUAGAUUGGUAAGUUACAAAAUUUAGAAGCUAGUGUCUAGAAUUAACUGUAUACUUCAGAAAGGGAAACAUGUUUUAACUUCAUGAUAUAGAAGCAAGAAUUGGUCUGUGAUGUUUGGGGAGGCAAAGGGAGAGAUAUUUUUCACUUACGCUCUUGUAUAUGAAGACUGUUUGACACAAUACAAAACUUGUAAACAACUUGUUGGGCUUUUACUUUACUUACCCAUGUAUGGGUAGAAAUGUUUGGAAUCAUUGCAAUGCGUCAUUUUAAGAAAAGUUUAAUGCCAUGAGAUUUUACAUUCUGGAAAACAUUGAUUACAAUAAAUUUUAGUGCUCAUUAUGCACAGAACACCUUGACAAAGUGCUAGGGAGCAUGCCAUGGAAUGCUCCUUCAAUCACAUUACCUCUUGGGUGAGGAGAAAGGGAACACAUAGAAAAUGAUAGCUCCUUUGCCACCUGAUCAAGGGUAAAGUUGUUUCAAGUAUGUGUACUAAAUAUGAGAAAACAAGGAAUAAAUUUUUAUGUGAAGGGCA
Molecule: messenger RNA, 6382 nt
Organism: Eptesicus fuscus (big brown bat)
Lineage: Eukaryota; Metazoa; Chordata; Mammalia; Chiroptera; Vespertilionidae
Gene: RIT1
Product: Ras like without CAAX 1
Exons: 6
Coding region: 194-841 (215 amino acids)
Biological process (GO): Ras protein signal transduction
Cellular component (GO): plasma membrane
Molecular function (GO): GTP binding; GTPase activity; GDP binding
Source: RefSeq, a predicted model, not a curated record